Molecule: messenger RNA, 2169 nt
Organism: Penicillium atrosanguineum
Lineage: Eukaryota; Fungi; Ascomycota; Eurotiomycetes; Eurotiales; Aspergillaceae
Product: putative AAA family ATPase/60S ribosome export protein Rix7
Exons: 3
Coding region: 1-2169 (722 amino acids)
Biological process (GO): ribosome biogenesis
Cellular component (GO): nucleus
Molecular function (GO): preribosome binding; ATP hydrolysis activity; ATP binding
Source: RefSeq, a predicted model, not a curated record
AUGGCGCCCAGGAACCGCGGGGGCAGACCGACCCUCAGUCAGAGCUUGGACCGUGAUGUCUACCAGGUUGUGCGCAAGAUUAUCGACGACAACCCCGACACCCGUCUGUCAGUUCAGAUGCUGUAUGACCAGAUCAAGAAGUCGAAUUCGAGCUUGAAGCGCCAGCAGAAGAGAUCUUUGGAGGAUAGCCUGGAGAGAGUUCUGGCUGUGUUGCAGGCUGAUGAGGCCGAUGAGGAGGAUGAUACAGUUGAGGGUGACUUUGAGGGCCUGGACGACCCGGCGGCUACGGAACCCAAUGGCCUGAACCAAAGCAUUGUCGGUCAGUGGGCGACUACGAAAGCAACCCCGUCCAAAAAGACCGAAGAUGGAGCCUCCAGCAAACCCUCGAAGAGAAGGAGAGAAGGCGGAGAGUCUGUAUCUAAGCGACGAAAGGGCGAGGCGGUAGACCGGUCACCACCUACACACGUCAGCCUCGCAGAUUUGGGAGGUCUGGACGACGUGGUCCAGGAAUUGGGCGAUCUGGUCAUCCUGCCCAUGACUCGGCCGCAGGUCUACUUGUCGUCUAAUGUUCAGCCGCCGCGUGGUGUCUUAUUGCAUGGCCCUCCGGGUUGUGGUAAGACCAUGAUCGCCAAUGCAUUCGCAGCAGAGUUGGGUGUACCUUUCAUUUCCAUCUCGGCACCGUCUGUCGUCUCCGGUAUGUCCGGUGAAUCCGAGAAGGCCCUGCGUGAGUAUUUCGACGAAGCCAAGAAGAUUGCUCCCUGCUUGAUCUUCAUUGAUGAGAUUGACGCCAUUACUCCUAAGCGUGAGAGCGCCCAGAGAGAAAUGGAAAAGCGAAUUGUCGCUCAGCUUUUGACAUGCAUGGAUGAUAUCUCUCUCGAGAAGACCGAUGGCAAACCCGUGAUUGUACUUGCGGCUACAAAUCGCCCGGAUAGUCUGGACGCAGCUUUGCGUCGUGGUGGUCGCUUCGACAAGGAAAUCAACAUGACCGUUCCCUCGGAGCCUGCCAGAGAACGAAUUCUGCGCACACUCACGCGCAAGCUACGCCUGGCAGAUGGUCUUGACUUCAAGACUCUGGCUAAUCGAACCGCCGGUUUUGUUGGAGCCGAUCUUAACGACCUCGUUUCAACGGCCGGUGCGGCUGCCAUUAAGCGGUACUUGGCGAUCUUGAAAGCGAACAGCGGGGAGGAGAUGGAAAUCGAAGAACUGGAUGACCUUAGCCCUAAGGUCCGAGAGCUCCGUCGUCUGAUCGAGCACGCUAAGGAGAAUCCCAUCGGCGAGGAGAUCGAGACCGUUCUCGUCUCCAAUGCAGACUUCUUCACUGCACUUCCCAAGAUUCAACCCUCCUCCAAGCGUGAAGGCUUUGCCACAGUCCCCGAUACCACCUGGGCGGAUAUCGGUGCUCUCAGCGGUAUCCGCGAUGAAUUGGCCACCGCCAUCACCGAGCCCAUCAGGAACCCUGAAAUCUACGCUCAGGUCGGUAUCACCGCACCCACGGGUGUCCUCCUAUGGGGUCCGCCAGGUUGCGGUAAGACACUGCUGGCCAAGGCCGUGGCCAACGAGUCCCGCGCCAACUUCAUCAGCGUCAAGGGUCCAGAGCUGCUGAACAAGUUCGUCGGUGAAUCCGAACGUGCUGUGCGCCAGGUCUUCGUCCGAGCCCGAUCCUCUGUUCCCUGCGUUAUCUUCUUCGAUGAGCUCGAUGCCCUCGUGCCCCGUCGUGACGAUAGUCUCUCUGAGGCUUCUGCUCGCGUCGUCAACACCCUUCUCACCGAGCUCGAUGGUUUGGGCAGCAGUCGCCAGGGUAUCUAUGUUAUCGCAGCUACUAACCGGCCUGAUAUCAUUGACCCUGCCAUGCUUCGUCCUGGUCGUCUCGAAACUCUGCUCUUCGUUAACCUUCCUUCGCCGCUUGAGCGUGUGGAUAUCCUGAGGACUCUGGUUCGCAAGCUGCGCAUUGACUUUAAUGAUGAUCUCAUGAGACUCGCUGAGGAGUGUGAGGGAUACAGUGGUGCUGAUUUGGGCAGUCUCCUACGCCGUGCUGGUUACAUGGCUAUCAAGCGUCGCGACAAUAUCAAAUACGAGGACUUUGUUGCUGCUAAGUCUUUCAUUCGUCCCAGUGUCACUGAUAUGAAGAAGUAUGAGAAGCUGCGGCGCGACUGGGGUUCAGGUGUCUAA